UGCACGGUAACGCAGUGCGAGCAGGGGACCUGAAACCACCGCGCCGUCGGGGCAGGGUUGUGGCUGCCAGUCUGAGAUCGUGCCUCCCACAGUUGUUGUAGGGCAAGAAGGAAAAGGUCAGGCAGAAGGAACGUGCUGAGCCACCCUCCACUCUGCUCCAUGUUGGCUGUGUUUUCAGGCUGGCACCAUGCCCCCCCCUGCCGAGGUGACGGACCCCUCCCAUGCCCCUGCCGUCUUGCGCCAGCUCAACGAGCAGCGGCUCCGCGGUCUCUUCUGUGACGUGACCCUCAUAGCUGGAGACACCAAGUUCCCUGCUCACCGGAGCGUCCUGGCCGCCUCUAGUCCCUUCUUCAGAGAGGCCCUGCUCGCUUCGGCCCCGCUGCCUCUGCCCCCAGUUUCUGGGGGCUCCGCUCCCAACCCUGCAACCACCACAGCUGCCUCCUCCUCCUCCCCUCCAGCCUCUCCCCUGGCUUCAGCCCCACCCCGGGUCCUGGAGCUGCCAGGGGUCCCAGCAGCUGCCUUCUCCGAUGUCCUCAACUUCAUCUAUAGUGCCCGCCUGGCACUCCCAGGCGGCGGAGGGAAUGGGGCAGCCGUGGCAGAGAUCGGAGCUCUGGGGCGGCGGCUGGGUAUCCCCCGCCUGCAGGGCCUGGGAGAGGGAGGCGAUUCCUGGGUACCUUCGGGCCCGGCUCCUAUGGCCACCUCCCAGCCCGAAGAGGACAGCUUUGAGUCUGGAGCUGGGCCUAGGGCAGGUGGGGAUUGGGAAGGGGACAAGGCUGAGGUCCAGGCCCCUGACUCCCAGCCCUCCCUGUCCCGGCGGCCCCUCCCCUGCCCCCGAUGCGGAAAAAGUUUCAUUCAUCCCAAGCGCCUGCAGACCCACGAGGCCCAGUGUCGCAGGGGCUCCGGCACUCGCGGGUCUGCAGGACUGGGAGCUGGGGGCUCUGGCCCGGGCGGUCCCGCAGGAGUGGACGCCUCAGCCCUGCCCCCACCGGUGGGCUUCCGAGGGGGCCCUGAGCACGUGGUGAAGGUGGUGGGCGGCCACGUGCUCUACGUGUGUGCGGCCUGCGAGCGCUCCUACGUGACCCUGUCCAGCCUGAAGCGGCACAGCAACGUACACUCGUGGCGGAGGAAGUACCCCUGCCGGUACUGCGAGAAAGUGUUUGCCCUGGCUGAGUACCGCACCAAGCACGAGGUGUGGCACACGGGCGAGCGCAGGUACCAGUGCAUCUUCUGCUGGGAAACCUUUGUCACCUAUUAUAAUCUGAAGACCCACCAGCGAGCCUUCCAUGGCAUUAGCCCGGGCCUCCUGGCCAGCGAGAAGACGCCCAACGGAGGCUACAAGCCCAAGCUAAACACCCUCAAGCUCUACCGCCUGCUUCCCAUGCGGGCAGCCAAACGGCCCUACAAGACCUACAGUCAGGGGGCCCCAGAGGCCCCCCUGUCUCCCAGCCUCCAUACAGCAGCCCCUAUGGCAAUGUCAGCCAGCUCCUCACCUUCACCCCGACCCCCGCCUGCCCCGGAGCCUGGGCCGCCCCCGUCUGUCAUCACCUUUGCUCAUCCGGCCCCCUCUGUCAUUGUCCACGGGAGUAGCGGCGCCGGUGGAGCUGGGAGCGGGCCAGCCAGCACCGGAGGGUCCCAAGCGGCCUCAGUCAUCACGUACACGGCCCCGCCGAGACCCCCCAAGAAACGGGAGUACCCACCUCCUCCCCCCGAGCCUGCAGUACCACCCACCGGCCCAGCCUGCACCCCCCUCGGCCCAGCCACGGCUGCGGGGCCAGCCGUGGCCACCGAGGAGGCCAAGGCCCGGACCCUGCGGGCUGGGAGGACUCUGACUUACACGGCCAAGCCGGUGGGUGGGGUGGGCGGGAGCGGGGGUCCUGCCGCGGGGGCGGGCCGGGGCUCCGCUCAGCUCCAGGCUCCUCCUCCGCUAUGUCAGAUCACUGUGCGAAUCGGGGAAGAGGCCAUUGUCAAGCGCCGCAUCUCAGAGACUGACCUUCGUCCUGGGGAGCUGAGCGGAGAGGACGUGGAGGAGAGCGAGGAGGACGAGGACGAGGAGGAGGACGAGGACGAGGACGAGGAGGGCGAGGAAGAAUCCAAGGCUGGCGGGGAGGACCAGCUCUGGAGGCCCUACUACUCCUACAAACCGAAGCGCAAGGCUGGGGCUGCGUGCGGGGCCAGCGGCGGGGGCACCGGGGCGCCCCGACGCCGACCGGCGCGCUGGAGGCCGAAGCCGGACCGCCGGGGCUGGGAAGAGGCGGCCGAGGGGCCGGCGGGGCGCGCGCGGAGGCACCGCUGCGGGGACUGCGCGCAGACCUUCAGCACCCCGAGGAAGCUGCGGAAGCACCAGGAGGCCCACGGCGCGGGCUCCCACGGCUCCAAGGCCGGGCGGAGGUCCUCCGCUCGCUUCACCUGCCCCCACUGCGCCAAGGUGUGCAAGACCGCGGCCGCCCUGAGCCGCCACGGGCAGAGGCACGCCGCGGAGCGGCCCGGGGGCACCCCCACGCCCGUCAUUGCCUACUCCAAGGGCAGCGCGGGCGCCAGGCCUGGGGACGUCAAGGAGGAAGCCCCCCAAGAGAUGCAAGUGUCUUCAUCCAGCGGGGAAGCAGGUGGCGGGAGCGCCGCCGCCGAGGAGGGCUCCGGGACAGCCUCACUCCAGGACCCUGUCAUCUCGGGGGGUGAGGAACCCCCGGUAGCAGGGGCGGCCGGCUACUUGUACCCACCUGUGCAGGAAUUUCCACUGGCCCUGAUAGGGGGCAACCGGGAGCCCAGCAGUGGCAGAGGAAAAGCUGGGAGUGAGGGUCCGGUGGGGGCUUCGGAGGGAGACCGGAUGGAAGGGAUGGGGGCAGCUAAAGUCACCUUCUAUCCCGAGCCCUACCCACUUGUCUAUGGCCCCCAGCUCCUCGCUGCCUACCCUUACAACUUCAGCAACUUGGCCGCGCUCCCGGUUGCUCUUAACAUGGUCCUACCUGAUGAGAAGGGUGGGGGAGCCCUUCCCUUCCUCCCGGGAGUCUUUGGCUACACGGUAAAUCCUCAAGCGGCGCCCUCUAGUCCCCCAACCCCGCCACCCCCAACUCUUCCUCCACCAGUUCCCCCUAAGGCAGAAGGAGAAAGGGCAGAGGUGGUGAGAACCCAAAAGGGAGAUGUGGGAUGAGCUCUAGGUAGGGCCAGACACCCCCUUUCACCAGAUGCCACCCUCCCUGAACCCUCCCCCCACUAUCAGCUCCCUGGUCUCCCUGCCCUUUGGGAGCCCCACCACACACUUGUGCAGGGACUUGGGGACCCCUGGAGCUCAGGAGUCAGGUUGCUUUGUGUGAGAUUGUAGUUUUCCCAUCUUCUGGGAAUGGAUCUUUUGGUGGUUCCCCCUCUCAACCUUCUCCAGGGAAUGGCCUACGUGAGAGGCAAGGCCAGCUCCCAUCCCUUCUCCAGCCCUUGGGGCAACUCAGCAAUAUACUUAACUGAAUCUCUACUCACGGCCCCACCAGCUCUGAAUGUGUAACCUGCUCCCUUGAUGUGUAAACCUAGGGGGAGACCAUCUCUUGCACCUAAUGAUGCCUGCUAGUUCUGAAGCUUCCUCGAUGCCCUUUCCAGAUGCUUCCUAGCACAUUCCAUUCUUGUGGCCCAGAGCCUGGACCAGACCAUUGUGAUACCUGACCCACCAGCCUGGAAGCAUGGCUUUGGAUUCCGUUCUUCCCAAGGGUGGGUUUCUCUGUCCUUGUCUCCUUCACAUUAAGAUGCCAUGCCUUCCACGCCUUUGGGUCUUCCGUACACCUUCCUGUGCUCCUAGACUUUGGAGAUGGCCUAACCCAAUCCAGGUCAAAAGGAGGUGGCUGGAGGUGUUCCAUGGCUGAGCACUUCUCUAGUCCAGGGCAGAGAAAUCUUGGCCCUACUUUGACCCCCAAAUCCAGUGACUCCUGGAUUCUUCCAAGACGAAAGAGGUGAAUAGAUCAUACUCUUCCUGCCUUUAUAUUAUUUGGCCUUUCCAAGGCUAAACCAAAUUUGGGGGCCAGAAGGGAAGAGCUCCUGCAGGAUGCAGAGUGUCUACUUUCUCCCUGCUUUUCCCCUUUGCUGGUUUCUCCCAGACUAGACCAAAUAGCCAGAAAAAUGAUGGGGGGGGGGGGUCUGAUGGGUGGUAAGCCCAAGAUUUGCACAUGACCUUCCACCCUUACCUUGAUCCCCAUUUCCCCCAGUGUUGCCCUCCCACCAGCCACUCCAGAUGGCUUGGGGGAACCAUCCUAGCCUCCUGGUGGGCUUUGGGGUAUUCCUACCAACGUUCCCUCCAAAAUAGCACCUUAUAUCUCAUCAUUGACUCAGUUCCCCACACCCAAAGAUCCCAACCUAGGGAGGGGGUGCAGGGACCUUAAAUAGUCCCUAGUCUCUAAUUUGCACUAGUUAACCUUGGUCAGGGGUCCCUGUGUUUCCUUCCAUUGGGGAAGAUGAAGAAAUGUUUUGUCCUAAUUCUCUUUGAAAAUGGGGCCUUCCUGCUAUGUGAUUGGAUAAACAUUUCUCACUCCCCCAAAAACCAGCUCAUAAGGGGAAGGCCAAUUCAGAGGAGCAAAUUCGGUAUGGGAAUUGGAGGAGUGAGACUUUAAGAGGAGUCAAGGUUGUUCUCAAAAUGGCAGCCUUUCUCUCAGCUACUGUUUUCUGGGGCCAAGAUGGCUGCCCUCUACUUACAAUGGAGAGGGUAAGAUCAUGACUUUUGGAGGGAGGAGAGUGUGGGAGGAUGAGGAGCAUCCUCCUGCCCUCCCAGCAUAUCAGGAGGGAAGGGAGUGAGGUUCUCCACAAGCUUCCUAAAUAGUAACCACAGAGGGGUCACUCUGUCUCUUUGCACUUUUUUGGUCUUGGCCACAGCCUGAGUGAAGAAUUUCCUACUGAAUGUACCAAGUUCCAAUUUUUAAGGGGCAAAGUUUCAAAUGGGAAAAAAAGAAAUCACUAAAAAUUCCCACAAAUCUUGUUUCUGGCACUUUAAAAAAUGCUAAAAAAACUAAUAAAGAAUACAUAUAUAUAUCUACACACAAAUUAUAUAUAUAUAUAUCUAUAUAUACAGCGGAACCACAGGAGAGACUGAGGAGGGCCUGGAGGCAGGGUACAGUCCUGUACUCGUCACCCGUACUUCUCUGAGGCAGUCAGGCACAGGAGAAUGGAAGGGAUUGAGGAUAGUCUAGGGAUUAUGGAUUUCAGAAUAGGCCAAAUUUCCAAAAUUGUGAACAUUUUAGGAGAGAUUGUAGACAUUUAUUUUUUUAAUAUUAAGGAAAGCAGCAUCCAGAAUCUGGUGAUUCUGGGCAACAAAUGAGAUUCUGGCAAAGCAGAGAUUGAAAAAAAUAUGUAUUUGAGCUGGGGAACUUGAAUAUCGUGAGUUUCAGAUGUUGGAAAUUUGGGGUUUUGCAAUUUUGUCAUUUGAAAACGAUUAAGUCUUGUCAAUUUGUGCCCUUUCCCCUAUGUUCCCUGGGAAGGAGGUGAUGGAGUGGGAAGGCCACUGGUUCUGUGCCACAGCACGCAAGAUUUAGAAUUCUACAGACUAGCUCUAUACGUAGUGAGGACCCAGAUUUAGAGAAACUGACCAAUAUUUAUCUCCGCAUUUGUGUGUGUGUGUCCAACUCUCUAGGCCAAUAAACCAACAAGACAAACGAA
Molecule: messenger RNA, 5625 nt
Organism: Jaculus jaculus (lesser Egyptian jerboa)
Lineage: Eukaryota; Metazoa; Chordata; Mammalia; Rodentia; Dipodidae
Gene: Zbtb4
Product: zinc finger and BTB domain containing 4
Exons: 4
Coding region: 188-3148 (986 amino acids)
Biological process (GO): regulation of transcription by RNA polymerase II
Cellular component (GO): nucleus
Molecular function (GO): DNA-binding transcription factor activity, RNA polymerase II-specific; protein binding; RNA polymerase II cis-regulatory region sequence-specific DNA binding
Source: RefSeq, a predicted model, not a curated record